AUGGGUUUCCAUAACGAAAGAGGCUUGUGUGUUCUCUGGAACCCAUCCAUUCAAAAAGCCAUAUCCCUUCCCAAGCCUAAUAUUGGAUUUGACCGUUCGUUACACCAAUCUGUUGGGUUUGGGUAUGAACCCACGACCGAUGAUUACAAAUUCGUGAGGCUUGAGUAUCUCCGAGACACUGAGUUUAGUAGUCUCAUAACUGUUCCACCUCUCGUUGAGAUUUAUACGCUUCGAACCGGCAUAUGGCGCUCUGUUACGGCACCCGGUCCUCCCGACGUCAUAAGGUAUUGGUCCCCAUCGGUUAUCGUGAAUGAGACACUCCACUGGUCCGCCCACACUCCAGACCAUCCACGGAAACAGAGCGCCUAUCGCAAUGUGAUCGUGUCGUUUAAUAUGAAGGAUGAGGCCUUCGGUGAAGUGGGUAUGCCUAAUAGCUUACAAGGGCUGGAAGACUUGAACGUUACUGUGGCGCUAGUUGAUGGGUUGCUUGCGCUUGUCCCUCGUGACGGCUAUGGUAACUAG
Messenger RNA from Corylus avellana, 522 nucleotides. The record is from RefSeq and is a predicted model, not a curated record. Lineage: Eukaryota; Viridiplantae; Streptophyta; Magnoliopsida; Fagales; Betulaceae.